Molecule: messenger RNA, 600 nt
Organism: Neurospora crassa OR74A
Lineage: Eukaryota; Fungi; Ascomycota; Sordariomycetes; Sordariales; Sordariaceae
Exons: 1
Coding region: 1-600 (199 amino acids)
Source: RefSeq, a predicted model, not a curated record
AUGUGCCAAACAACCCUCUACAAAGACACGCAUUGCAAACACCGCUGGAUGCGCAUCACCACUCCUUGUCUCCCAGGUGCGGGCUUCAACACCUGUCCCUGUUUUUCCCACAACAACAACAACAACAACAACAACAACAACAACAACAACAACAACAACAACAACAACAACAACAACAACAACAACACACGCAACUACCACUACAACAACCACCAUUCUCCCGACGGCCUCUGCCACCAACCCCUCUGCCCCUACCAGCAACAUCCCCAUCCCAAUCACACCCCUAGCCACACCGCUGCCUUUACCACUCCCAUUCAGGGCCAACUCCAAAUCCAAGGCCACAACACCUGCCAAGUCCAUCUUCCUGGCCCUCCCUACCACCAGAUCCAAGAUAACUGCCCACACCACCAACACCUAGUAGCCAAGCCCGCUCCGCCCGCCUACAUCGCCCGCGGCGAACCGUGUCCGGAGUGUGACUUGAGGGGAGUUUACGAUCGGAAUCAGGUCAGGAUGGUCACCAGGAUUAAGAAGGGGAUUAAACUUGGUGCCGGACCCAGUGGAGGGGACCCGGGGGUUGAGGUUCGGUGUUGUGUUAUGUGA